GCCCUGCCCCGCCCAUCUAAGCGGCUCCGCGCUUUGGCCCUCGCGGGCCGCCGUGCGGCUGUGUAACGGCGUCCCGCAGGGCCGUUGGCGCCUUCUGCGGCGGCCGGGGCCGGGCGGGCCGCGUCGCUCCCCUGCGGUGGCUGGUGAGGCCUGGGGCGCCGCGCAGCCAUGUCGGAGGCGGGCGGGAGCGGUGACUUCUCCUCCCCGCGGAGCUCGGGCUCGGACUGCAGCCGCCUCUCGCUGCCGUCCACCUCUCGCAACGGCGCGGUGUCCGAGCACAAGCAGCACCGGCUCUCGAGCGGCGUCGGCCGCCCGCGCCCCCCGGCCUCCGAGGAGGAGGAGGAGGAGGAAGAGGAGCCGGACGUGGUGUGGGAGAGGCCCAGGCGGCCGGAGAGCGCUGAUGCCACUGGCGGCGGCGACGAGCGCAGCAGGAGGAUGAUCCGCAACCAGUACCGGGAGCUCAUCUACAGCGUGCAGCAAAAUCGUGAGGAUAUGCUGAAUUCAAAAAGCAGUAAACUGACGGAAGCUUUGGAAGAAGCCAAUAAACUAUUCAGUGGAGUCUCCUGUGCACGAGAAGCUGCAUUGGAUGCCCAAUUUCUUGUCUUAGCAUCAAAUCUAGGUAAGGAGAAAGCCAAUGAGCUGCACUCUGAGAUGACAGCAUUUGAUUCACCAGCAUUUGCGGAAGACUUACUAACAUUCAUGGGUCUAAAUCGCAUAGAAGUAGAAGAAAAUGAUAGUGAUAAUGAGGGGAUUUCUGGUGGAUAUUUACCUAGUAAUGCCUGGCAUAAACUGGGAGCAGAAACAGAGAAGUAUUUCAGGAGAGCACCUUCUUUUCACUACAUGUUGGGAUCUUUCAAGUCUGAUCCUCCGGUACCAAGGCAACGGAUUGAGAGGCAGAAAAAAGCUACAGGAAGAGAAGAAAAAAGGGCAAUGCCUGCUCAGUUAAAAAAGAUGGAGGAGUCUCAUCAGGAAGCUACAGAAAAAGAAGUAGAGAGGAUCUUGGGAUUACUGCAGACGCAUUUUAAAAAUGAUCCUGAUAUACCUAUUUCCUUCUUUGAUCUUGUGAUUGAUCCAAACUCUUUUGCACGCACUGUGGAAAACAUUUUUCACGUGUCCUUCAUUAUAAGGGAUGGUUUUGCACGAUUAAAACUGGAUGAGGAUAAAUUGCCAAUAAUAGUUAUGUUCCUGAAGGAAAAUGACUUUAAGAACUUUGCAACUAUAAAGAUUGUGAAAAUACAAUAUUUUGAACAGAGCCUGCAAAAGAUGAUGAGGGAAAAGACGAUGACCGUAAUGCUCAAGCACGGAACCAAGCUGUCCUAUCUCUGAGCCAUCAAGAAUGGAAGGAAAUUGUAGAAACAUUUGAAAUAACAGAACCCAUGAUCGGUCCUCCUUGUAACAGCAAUGAAGAGGAAAUGGAGACAGCUUAAUUCUUCAAGCAAGUUCUUUUCAUAAAUCAAACUGAAUAAAUGAGGAUACAGUGUGUGAGUUCCUUAUGGACAUAGAAAACCGGCAGAGAAGCUACCUGUGAUUACACAUGUAGAAACACUUUAAGGAGGAUAAUUGUAUAACAUCUGAGAAUUUCUGUAUUCAUGAUCUCUUCAUGGAUCAAAACUUUCCUUGUUUAAUCUUCUUUGCAGUAAUGAACUGAAAAGACUUCACUUUUACAUCUGAUGGCCAGUUAAGUGGUAUACUUCAGUUCACUUUUGAGACUUUAUACUUGCACUUGAAAUGCAAUGCUGUGAUGAAUCAUAGCUUAGUUUUUGUACUUUUUUUUAAAACUUACAGCUGAUGUUCUUGUUAAUAGACUAGUCUGAAGAAGGGCCAUAUUGUCUUAAUGUCUUCUCUUUUUUUUCCCCCCUAGGUGCCUUAAAGAAAAAUAUUUUAAAAUGUUUCCUUCAGAUAAGGUUUUAUGUGUAUAUAUUGUACAAUUAAAUUUAUUUUUAUUAGAACCAUUUGACACUUUA
Molecule: messenger RNA, 1964 nt
Organism: Dromaius novaehollandiae (emu)
Lineage: Eukaryota; Metazoa; Chordata; Aves; Casuariiformes; Dromaiidae
Gene: NSMCE4A
Product: NSE4 homolog A, SMC5-SMC6 complex component
Exons: 10
Coding region: 169-1326 (385 amino acids)
Biological process (GO): DNA repair
Cellular component (GO): nucleus; Smc5-Smc6 complex
Source: RefSeq, a predicted model, not a curated record